CUGAGACAAUGGGCGCCCGGUGAGCGGGAGAGCUGGGCGCGGUUCCUGCGAUCGGGGGAGGAGACGGGGGCCAGUCUCACUCCAGGGCGGGCAUCGCAGACCGCGCGCCGGGCAACCGUGCAGGUCGGAUCCGUGUUGCCAGGCAGGACACGAGCAUCGCGCACGAGCAUCGUGCUGAGACGACGGCGGUGGUGGCGGUGCAGGAGACUGACGUGCGCGCGUCGAGAGAACGGUAGCGGCGGCAUAUCAGACGGGUGCGCUGAAGAAGGGCGCGCAGUGCCAGGCUGUUCUGCGGCAGACGGUGGAGGCAGAGACAAGGAACGGGGGGUGGCGCACCAUACGAUGCCAUUGCGCGAGGCCGUCGAGCGAGACGCGACGGAGAGGGAGAUGGCGCGGACGUCGUCGACGGGAGCUGAGGACGGAGGGCGUCGAGACAGGGUGAUAGAGCGUGCGAGAUCGACGGCGCGAUGCGGGGAUGAAGAGGUGGCCGAGGAUACGGCGUGCCAAGAUGCGUGA
This is a messenger RNA of Postia placenta MAD-698-R-SB12, 516 nucleotides long. RefSeq lists its product as hypothetical. The annotation marks the transcript as partial. Lineage: Eukaryota; Fungi; Basidiomycota; Agaricomycetes; Polyporales; Adustoporiaceae. The transcript has 4 exons. The record is from RefSeq and is a predicted model, not a curated record.